AUGCCCUUAACGUUUAGACAUGUCAACUAUAUCGGUUACGGUAUCUACAGUGAUCUCAAAACCCGACUACCGUAUUACAAAUCUGAUUUCAAAGACGCGUGGAAUUAUAGAGUCGUUCCGUCCACUUUGUCCAUCUUUUUCUCAAACUUGCUCCCAGCUAUUGCCUUUGCCCAAGAUAUGUUUGACAAAACUGAUAAUGCUUAUGGAGUAAAUGAAGUUUUAAUGUCCAGUGCUAUAGCAGGAGUGGUAUUUGGACUAUUUUCAGGGCAGCCAUUGUGUAUUGUUGGUGUGACGGGGCCAAUAUCAAUCUUUAGUUACACAGUGUAUGAGUUGAUGACGCCUAGAGGAACGCCGUAUUUCCCUUUCAUGUGCUGGGUAUACCUCUGGUCGAUGGUGUUUCACAUCUUGAUUGCCGUUGGUAACUACAUUUCGUUUAUGAGAAUCAUUAGUUUGUACUCGUGUGAUAUUUUUGGGUUCUUCAUAAACAUGGUUUAUAUUCAAAAGGGAAUACAAAUUUUGUCCAACCAAUUUGAUGAGGUUGAUUUAGCUAGCGGAUACGCUUCCGUCAUGAUUGCAUUGUGCAUGUUGAUUUGUGGUGUCGGAUCAUCCAUUCUUGGGAGUUACUUGCAUUACUUUAAACCCUGGAUGAGAAAAGUGUUUGCUGAUUAUGGUGUUGUUGCGUCUGUGAUUUUCUUUACUGGAUUUAUACACUUUGGUGGUAAGUUGGACGGCACAACGUUUGCACGAUUGCCAGUCACCAAAUCAUUUCAACCAACGGAGUCAGGCGAUCGUCGACCUCAUGGAUGGUUUAUACAUUUUUGGCCAGGGGAGAACAUUGAAGUAGGUGAUGUAUUCCUUGCUAUACCUUUUGCCAUAUUAUUGACAUUUCUAUUCUACUUUGAUCAUAAUGUGAGCUCAUUGAUGUGUCAGUCAAAAGAAUACCCAUUGACGAAACCAGCUGGGUUUCAUUGGGAUUUCUUGUUGUUGGGGAUAACGACAGGAGUUGCUGGUCUUAUUGGUAUUCCUCCACCGAAUGGUCUCAUUCCUCAAGCUCCACUUCAUACAGAUUCUUUAGUGGUUUAUGACAAGUAUGGAAAGAAAUUGUCGGUUGUUGAGCAGCGACUAACAAACACUUUACAAGGAGCGAUGACGUUUGUGAUGAUGUCACGGCCGUUUCUUGUCUUACUCGGAUUGGUCCCACAAGCUGUUCUAUCAGGAUUGUUUUUCAUCAUGGCGGUCACGGGAUUGCACGGCAAUAUAGUUACGAAUCGAAUUCGAUACUUUUUCUUAGAUAAAGAGUAUAUUGAAACAGAUCCUGCGUGCCCUCAAGUAUGGAAAGAUAUACACGCAUUGCCAAAUAAGAAAUGGUUUUAUGUGUACACCAUAUUGGAAGUUAUUGGCGGGGUUGGUGAGUUUGUAAUCACUUUAACAAUUGCUGCUGUUGGGUUUCCAGGAGUGUUGCUUUUCCUUGCAUUUUGUGCUAAAUGGGUAUGGCCGUUAUUUAUACCUAGAGAGGAUCUUGAUCGUUUGGAUGGUGAUGUGGCUGACGAGUUUAUUUUGAAAAACUUUACUGUUGCUUCUGAUGAGAAAAAGAGGAGGAAACGAAUACGAAUGGAAGAUGAGGAAAACAAGUACGAAGGGGAGACAGAAGUUGGUGAAUCAAUAAUGGCAAGUAGCAGCAGCUGA
Lodderomyces parapsilosis is the source of this 1686-nucleotide messenger RNA. RefSeq lists its product as uncharacterized. Gene Ontology annotation, cellular component: fungal-type vacuole; plasma membrane. Gene Ontology annotation, biological process: transmembrane transport; monoatomic ion homeostasis; monoatomic anion transport. Bases 1 to 1686 code for a protein of 561 amino acids. The record is from RefSeq and is a predicted model, not a curated record. Gene Ontology annotation, molecular function: borate efflux transmembrane transporter activity; solute:inorganic anion antiporter activity. Lineage: Eukaryota; Fungi; Ascomycota; Pichiomycetes; Serinales; Debaryomycetaceae. The transcript has a single exon.